AUGAUCCAUCGAAAACUUGAACUGCCACCGUGGAAUGAGAUGCUUCGAGUCAUACCGUUCUUCUAACUUCCCUUUCACAAACAUGUAUUGGUCGUAUGCGAGCUAUGAUUGUUUGGCCUGCCCCAGUUGUAAUGUUGAAAACGGAAGGACAACAGUGGAGCCCGCGGUGUGCAUGUGAUCGCCAGGCAGAACAAGGAUUCAGAAUUGCAGUAAGACACAGAUUAGACAAUGAAACUUGCUUCCUUACCAAUAGGUCCUCCCCGACUCUCCGACUCUGAGUACCAGUCAACUGUAACACACGACACCCAUUCCAUAUUCAAUCUCUUCUCUAAUAGAAACCUAGAUCUGAUAGUUGGAGAGGACGGCCAAAGCUCUUCCUAACACAUUGACCGUCCGCAUUAGUUCUUGUUCUUUCUUCUAGGAUGGUUGGGCCUUCCAAACGGCCUAUCGACGAUGUCGCGUCAGAUGGUUCAUCUGGUAGACCUAGCAAGCGCAUUCGAUCUGAGCACGCAGAUGAUGUAUCGUCAUCAAGCGUCCCGCCUAGGAUCUCCGAUAUCUCUGCCGUUAGGCCUCCAAAACGACCUGUAGAUGAUUUAGAAGCAGACACAUCUUUGUACGUGUUUCUCGAACCUAACAAGAAGAUUCGUCUAGCAACCUCAGUCGACUCCACUAGUAAACAACUGGGUAACAAGCAAUCAGACAAUACUUCUGCCAUUGGACACCUGGAACCGGAACCGCUUGUUGAAGGCGACAAGCCUAGUGAUUCGCCCGCUGGUUUUGGUGAUUCUAGUGGAACUGCCAACCACGUUCAGUCAGGGGAAACUACUCCCUCAGAUCAAUUGAAGACAAACACACAUAAAGCUUUGCUGCUUCCAGUAGAGCUGCACGACAUGAUUCUGCAACACCUAUGGGACUCAGAUCUAACGUGCAAUUGGCGUCGUACUCUGCGUAGUUGUGCCCAUGCAUGCUCGAGAUGGCGCGCUGCUGCGCUACCCCAUGUCUUUCGUGUUGUCGCCUGUGGCAGAACUCGCCUCAAAAGGCUUUCGGCGCUCAUCCAUGCCAAUCCCGACAUCGCAACAUGGAUACGCAGAAUUCGCUUCUAUGGGAGAUCUCUACCGUACCAGGAUGAGUGGCUGAAACUCCUUAUGAACGUCGUUGAAGACCGGGAACGUUGGAUAUACCAGUUCCCCUCAACGUUUGGAGUUCCUCUGCCAAACCUCAGAGUCUUUGAGCUCUUCGGCUUCGCUCGGCUCAGUCCGCGGCAUGAAGAUCUAGAGGCUUUCGCGCGCUGGAUUCCUCAGUUAGCGAAGCUGGAAUCUGUCGAAGAAUUCAAUUUACUUCGCGGUCAAAUGUGCUCCAACAGCAUGACUGCCAUCGUUCGUGCUUUCCCAAAUCUGGUCAGAGUCGACCUUGGUCUGGUCGAUUUCACUGCCCCAAACUUCGCGGUCCUAAGGAAUGAGUCAGUUGCAAAUGGAGAUGACGGCGAGGAUUCAACAACCCCAUGCACUCUAGCUACCACAGACGCUGUCAAAGCUGUUGAGCCUUCCACACCGGUGCCCGCAGUUGCAGUGGAAGCUGGAGUGUUAGAUGCUCUACCCGACAAUACAGAAGACCCACAUUCUUCUCACGAAGAUUCUAAGCAACCGGUGCAGUUUCCCCUAUUUCAUCCGCCGCCCUUGCUGCAAUCUUUCUCGAUCGAGAACACAAGGACGGAAUAUCCACAGUUCGACCUCACGCUUUUACGCGAUUGGCUUUGUCCCAAAUCCCUCAAUCGAAGCCUCAAGUCGUUGAAGAUCAGUGUCAACAUUGAUGACCGGACUCUCGCCAAACUUAUAUCUGACCUUGGCGCUUCCCCUGCAUUGGAAUCUCUGAGUAUAUUUACAGGGGAUGGCAUCGAUUAUCUCAUCGAAUGUCGACUGGACCUCUCUACGCUUUCCAAUCUCACAGAUAUUUGCCUCCACGCCCACGAGUUACUGCUUCAGGAUGAUCACGUCGAAGGGAUGCGCUAUGUUCUGUCGCAGCUCAAUGCACGUCGCUUACGAAGACUUUCCAUUGUCAUUGGUUUCCCUGAUGGCUUUGACAGCCUCGCGGGAACGGAUGCUUACAUUGCUGAGAGGUUUGAGGAUCUGGACCAGUUUAUUAUCGAGGUUUAUGAAGAUGACUUUCGGGUAUUAGAAAAAGUGCGGAAAGAGGUGGAGGAGAUGUUCCCGCUGAUGAUGAAACGAGGCAUUCUGCGGGUCGAUUCUUGGGAUGUACCUUAUCUCUAUUAGGCCUUGUUCUUUCUUCGUGCAUACUGCAGCUGUUGUAUGGUGCACAUUUCGUUAAGGUCCAGUGCCACUAUGAAAAGUCUGCGAAACUACCCAUCUGCUCU
Messenger RNA from Somion occarium, 2371 nucleotides. The record is from the annotation of a GenBank genome assembly. NCBI's taxonomy places the organism in Eukaryota, Fungi, Basidiomycota, Agaricomycetes, Polyporales, Cerrenaceae.